AGAUAAGGCAGCGCGGGUUGGCUGGCUCCUCAUUGCUCUCCUUCUCGGUCCGAGAUGCCGGAACCCUCGAAGUCGGUGCCGGUCCCGAAAAAGGGGUCGAAGAAGGCGGUGACCAGGGUGCAGAAGAAGGACGGCAAGAAGCGCAAGCGCAGCCGCAAGGAGAGCUACUCGGUGUACGUGUAUAAGGUGCUGAAGCAGGUGCACCCAGACACGGGCAUCUCGUCCAAAGCCAUGGGCAUCAUGAACUCUUUCGUGAAUGACAUCUUUGAGCGCAUCGCGGGCGAGGCGUCGCGCUUGGCGCACUACAACAAGCGCUCGACCAUCACGUCGCGGGAGAUCCAGACGGCCGUGCGGCUGCUGCUGCCUGGCGAGCUGGCGAAGCACGCCGUGUCGGAGGGCACCAAGGCCGUCACCAAGUACACCAGCGCCAAGUGAGCCCGCUAGUGAGUCUCACGCUGCCCACAAAGGCUCUUUUCAGAGCCACCCACUCUUUCUGAAGACAGCUGGCACUCACUUCUACUUUGCGAAGUCAAGGCUUUUGGCAAAUGUGCCUUAAGCAACAGAGGAAUUGUACAAGCCUCAAGUGCCAGGUUAGAAGGGCCAACAUUUCCGCCAUCAGCAUGGUAUCAGGCAGGAGGGGAGCAGAGCUACAGUGAGUGCGGAGCUGCAGGUCUUCAGGAGUCACAACAGCGCCUAACGUCGGAGCUUAAGGGAGACCUCUGCAUGUAUAUUAACGUAAGCCACUGUGAGGCAGUUCUCAAUACAGGCCCUGCUUCGUGCUGUAGGCCUUGAAACCUGACCCCCGUGUGGCGACGUUAGGAAGCGGAGCUUUCGAGGGUUUAGAGGGCUCAUAAAAGAGGGCCUGCUCUUGCAGAAAACGGAGGAGCAAGAAGUCUGCCUCUGGGGAGUGGAGCGGUCCCUUGGCCGAUUCUGAAUGUGCUGGCUCCUUGAUCUUGCGUUUCCCAGCCUCUAAAGCAAUACGAAUUUUCUGUUAUUCAUAAGCCACCUGGUAUAUUUUGUAAUAGCAGUCCCAACAGUUUUAAUAUGCACAAAACUCCAAACUGUGCAGGCGAGAAGGAAUUUAACCCCUCCGGUCAAACGCGGACGGCCUCUAAAGGGCAAUUGUAGCAGCAGUUUCAGGGGAGCGGGUCUUACCCUCACAGAACUUUGCGAACGAUGUACCUUAUUAUAUUCUCUCAUUUUUAAAACUACUAGGUUCUGAAAUUGUAUUAGUAAAUAUUAUUAGAAAGCUCAGUUCUCGGGACAUACUUUACAGGAAGUAGAAAAAAAGGCUGAAGAAGAUUUUGUUUAUUAACAAGAAAAUGGGGGGCAGGUCAAGUCCAACUGAGAUUUAGUUAGCUUUCACUUCCGGGUUGCCCCUUCUCAGAUGUGCACAUUGGUUUAUUGUCAAGAAUAAGCGUAGUCUUGGUCUGUUGUUGUUAUUUUCAUAUAUUUAUCUAGAUUCAAUUUCUACCGUACAAGGGUUUUCCUAAUUUUUAAAAAUAUUAACCUCAUGUUUCCCUACGAGAACUGACCAGUCUGCUCCUCCGCUAUUGCUGAGUA
This is a messenger RNA of Heterocephalus glaber (naked mole-rat), 1563 nucleotides long. NCBI's taxonomy places the organism in Eukaryota, Metazoa, Chordata, Mammalia, Rodentia, Bathyergidae. The record is from RefSeq and is a predicted model, not a curated record.